This is a messenger RNA of Aspergillus fumigatus Af293, 192 nucleotides long. RefSeq lists its product as uncharacterized. The coding region runs from base 1 to 192 and encodes 63 amino acids. The transcript has 2 exons. The record is from RefSeq and is a predicted model, not a curated record. NCBI's taxonomy places the organism in Eukaryota, Fungi, Ascomycota, Eurotiomycetes, Eurotiales, Aspergillaceae.
AUGCGGAGCGCAAGAAGAAUUGCACCGAGGCCAUUGGACACGCCUGCCGAAAAGAAGAAACUCGACAAAUCCCAAAACGACUACAACCGCGGCUACGAAGUCAUGUACGGUCAGAUGAUCGAAAAGGACACCAAGCACGACUUGAAAGAAGGCUUCUUAGAAGUUCGCCCAUGGACCGAACCUCUGGCCUGA